Canis lupus familiaris (dog) is the source of this 1930-nucleotide messenger RNA. RefSeq names its product transmembrane protein with metallophosphoesterase domain (gene TMPPE). The record is from RefSeq and is a predicted model, not a curated record. Lineage: Eukaryota; Metazoa; Chordata; Mammalia; Carnivora; Canidae. Gene Ontology annotation, molecular function: hydrolase activity.
GCAGCCGAGGGACCUGGGGCGGCGGGGGGCCCUGCCCCUCUGCACGUCAGCUAACCAACCGCGGUUGCCCCAGAGUUUGGGUGGGCUGGCGCUGGGCCGGGUGCUCAGUAGAAGGAGCGGGGAUUGGGCCUGUUCGCUUGUAGAUUGCAUCCCUUGAUAAAAGGUUUCAAUGACGUGCCUCAGCACAGAAGAGUCAUGCAUUUAUCUAAAAUGAAGGUUGAAAAUUGCGGAGCUGACCUGGAAACCUGUCUUUGGCCUCUGUCCUUUCUAAGGAAGUCACCUUCCAGAGCCCGCCCGCACAGAACUGGCAGGGGACCCUCUUAGGAGCCGAGAAAAUGGCGAUCUUCAGGCAGCUGUCUCUGGGUGCAAAGGCUGCCCUGGCUGCCGGCACCGUCUUCGUGUCCAUGAUCGUGUCCCGCUCCUAUCUGGCCGGGAGCCUUGAGCUCGGGGCCUGGCGGUGGCUGUUCCGCCUGCAGCUCGCCCUGUUUGCCAACUCACUCAUGCUCAUUGGCUCCCUCUACAUCUGGCGUAGCGCGGUCAGCAACCUCAGCCACUCCCCAGCCGCAGAGUCCGCCUGUUUUCAGCUUUGGAAGAUGGCUGUCAUGGCAUUUCUGGCCCUGGCCCAUUCCAGUUUCUUCACCAUGCUCUUUUUAGUGGCCGAGGAGCCAUAUCUCUUUUCCUUGGCAGCCUACUCCUGCCUCGGGGCAUACGUCAUCAUGGUCUUCUUCCUCUGUACCCUCAGCGGCAUGGAGCAGGCCUACCAGCUGUUGGCCUGGCGCAGCGGUAGGGUCGUGGGCAGCCUCGACAAGACAAGGAGGCUGGCAGUCAGGCCGGCCCUGGCAGUGGCAGUGACCACUGUGCUCAGCGUGGCUGGGCUCCUGAACGCUGCCCGGCCCCCGGCUGUGAAAACCGUGCGGGUGCCCAUCCAUCAGCUGCCCGCCUCCAUGGAUGGCCUCAAGAUCACGCUUCUCUCAGACAUUCACUUGGGCCCCACGGUGGGCAGGACCAAGAUGGAAAUGUUCGUGAGGAUGGUGAAUAGGCUGGAACCAGACGUCACGGUGAUCGUGGGUGACCUCUGUGAUUCCGAAGCCUCUGUCCUCCGUACGGCCGUGGCUCCUUUGGGCCAGCUGCACUCCCGCCUCGGCACCUAUUUCGUCACGGGGAAUCACGAGUACUACACGUCAGAUGUCAGCAACUGGUUUGCGCUGCUGGAAUCCCUGAACGUCAGGCCACUGCACAAUGAGAAUGUGAAGAUUUCAGCCACAGGGGCCCAACCCGGGGGUGGUGAGGGCGAUGACUGGAUCUGCUUGGCCGGGGUGGACGAUAUUGAGGCAGACAUCCUGCACUACUACGGCCAUGGCAUGGACCUCGUCAAGGCCCUGGGAGGCUGCAGCCCACACCACACCACCAUCUUGCUAGCGCACCAGCCCCUGGCUGCCAAGAGAGCCCUGCAGGCCCGGCCAGACAUUAACCUGAUUCUUUCUGGGCACACACAUGCUGGGCAAAUCUUCCCCUUGAACGUGGCAGCCUAUCUCUUGAACCCCUUCUUUGCUGGCCUCUACCAAGUGGCCCAGACUACAUUUGUGUAUGUCAGCCCAGGCACAGCCUACUAUGGAAUACCCAUGAGAUUGGGUAGCAGGGCAGAGAUCACCGAGCUCAUCCUGCAGCGGGCUCCUUGAACCUGACCUUGCCUACCUUGGCUGCCUCUUCAGUGCCCUUGCCUUCGCUAUCCAUCCCUCUUUAGAGCGGGUUGCCUGCUUUACCCCCUCCAGCCUCUCCUGCCCAGCCCUGCCAAUACCUGCUUGGCCUGGCUUGAACAGUGAUAUGUGCUGGGGCUGCCUGGCAAGUUCAGGCUGGUUUACUCUGUAGAUGGCCAGUUACUUCCUCGUAUGUAUCUGUGGGGCCACUAAAGCCACCCAUGUAAGAAUGA